This is a messenger RNA of Racocetra persica, 322 nucleotides long. The record is from the annotation of a GenBank genome assembly. Lineage: Eukaryota; Fungi; Glomeromycota; Glomeromycetes; Diversisporales; Gigasporaceae.
UAAUAAAAUGCAAGAGACUUUAAAGAUUCUGAAAAUACCUACUUCUCAGUAUUAUCAAGUGGCCUCAGCCCAAAGUUUACCAGAGAUGGAAGCUUCUUUUGAAAAACUGUUACGGGAAGAAGUUAACCAAAAAGAAAAAGCGAGGAACAAAUUGAUUAAAAUUAAUGUAAUUUUAGCAGUCUUGACCAUUGGCAGUUUACUGACUUUGGUUUGGGCAUUGAUUAUGAUUAAACAAAAAAAUGAUUUACCUAAAAUAGAGAAAACAAAGAAAAAAGGGUCAAGUAGGAAUAGAUUAAAGAGAUUUCGUGAAAGGGGGCGAUAA